This is a messenger RNA of Drosophila simulans, 721 nucleotides long. RefSeq names its product ATP-dependent RNA helicase DHH1. Lineage: Eukaryota; Metazoa; Arthropoda; Insecta; Diptera; Drosophilidae. The transcript has a single exon. Bases 94 to 660 code for a protein of 188 amino acids. The record is from RefSeq and is a predicted model, not a curated record.
CUCUCGUCAGUAUUUCGAUCAACUUUUAGGAGAACGGUUGCUAAAAUUUGAAUACGGAAAUUCUAAUAAUAGAAUAACAGAAACACUAUUAUAAUGACUAGUCUGAAAAACUCGACUGUACAAGACAGUUCACCGCAAGUGCCCCAGAAUGGCAUGGUCACCUAUGGCAGCGGGCUCGUCUUUGGCGGGAAAGUUUAUCCAGUAUUGGUGGACGGAGUGCCCAUGCAGCCACCCCUAGGUGCUCAUCAGGCGGCAAUGCAACAGCGCAUGCAGAUGCAGCAGGUACAGCCACAGGCUCCACAUACCCACUGCCCCAAGUCCAUUGUUCAACAUCCUAUAUAUCAACGAACGGAGACCCGGUUUCCUGCGCCCUCAUACAUGUCCAAGCCAAGCCAGCAGAACUCUGUGACUUGUCGUGGCCCAGUCAUGGUGCAGCAGUACCCGCCGUCCAACAAUCUCGCGAUGAUGCAACCGCUGCAGGCGCAGAUUCUACAGCGCCAGCAAAUGCAAACCUCCAUGGGCAGUCCUUGCGGCACUCACGGCUACUGCAAUCUGCCAACGAAUGCGGGUGGUGAUUCCUGCGGCUGGGACGGCUAUGCCAUGAUGCAGCCAAUGGAUGCCAGCAAGCCGUAUACCUUUGGCUGGAGUCUUACCGAUUGAGUCCUUUAUCCUCUGUAACAGUGUUUGGACAAUUAAUGAAAUUAAAUGUGGAUUGAUUUAA